Messenger RNA from Triticum urartu, 2470 nucleotides. RefSeq names its product senescence-specific cysteine protease SAG39. Lineage: Eukaryota; Viridiplantae; Streptophyta; Magnoliopsida; Poales; Poaceae. Gene Ontology annotation, molecular function: cysteine-type peptidase activity. The record is from RefSeq and is a predicted model, not a curated record. Gene Ontology annotation, biological process: proteolysis.
CAAAAAUGUAGUGUUUGUGUGACCAAGGAGGAGAGCUCUCGGCAAAGCUGGUGCCGGUGUCUUCCUUGGCGUGUGCGUGUGUAUGUGUUGAGUUUUCUCAUCAUGUGUGUGUUCUUAAGAGAAACUACAAGUGAGAGUUGUGUGAGGAAGAAGAAGCGGCGCUGCGAGGAGGCGGCGCCAACAUUCGGUAUCAGAACCAGUUUGUUUUGGCGUGGUUCGCCAUGUCGGAGGCGUGCCGACGGUGGCGGAGUUCACCGGCGGCUGUGCGAUGCUCCGGGCCGUAUGUCGGUUUAUGGAGGUGCGCAGCGCGAUGAGGAGGCCGCGGUGGCUGCGGCGGCACGGUGAGGAGGCCGUGGAGGACCUGCGUGGUGGCGGCUUCAACGACACACAACGGCAUGGCGGCGUGGAGGUGCUGCGCUGCGGUUGAGGCCGCAGAGGUGCAGGGCAAUAAGCCGUGGCGGCGAGGCGGGCACGACCGGUGCGUGUUAUGGGUGCGCACUGGACGCGUCAGGCGCGUCGGGACCGCGAGCGCGCGUACGAGCGUGUGGUUGACAUUGGGAGGAGACAUAUGUUGCCGUUGUGCUCGAGUCCGUGCUUGAGUUCGGCUACAUCCUUCCGGCGUUUGUUGCUGGCGGCUGCCAUGGCGGACGCGGAGGCGGCGCGCGGUGAGCGUCUGGUGCAGUCGGGCUCGUCGGGUGCAUCGGGUGCACGUGGGAUGUGCGGGACGCAGAGAGACGCCAGGCGUGUGUCGCCGGCAGAGAAGGAGCUCGGCGUGUGUCACCGGAGACGUGACGGAACACGGUGCGACCGGCGUCGGUGCGCCAGGUCGGGUCCACGGGCUGGUUCACAGCUGUGACGACGACAACAACACGAGCUGCAUCAACUCCGGCGACGGCAGGUACAUGGCACGUCGUAGCGGACACGGAGGCGUGUGAUGAUGUUGUGCGAAGGCGUUCAAGACGACGGUCGAUGGCAAGGUGUCGCUUGGUGCUAUGCACAGUGUGUCUACUCUGCAGAGUGUUACACACUACCGUUCAGCUUUGAGCUACAACGCCGCACAACCCAGCAACUGCAGCACAUGCUAUACAAGGUGUCCACCCGCACAACACGGCCACCACAACUGUUGUGAGAUAUGGUACUUCUACGAAGUUGUGAAUGGAAAGGAGCAUUUGAGUGGCAGGGAAAAACACAAAGCAGAGCACAUAUUGCAGACCAGCAGUAGCAAGCAGUCCAUCAAACAUACCAUGGCCAUCUCAAAAGCUUUGAUCCUUAGCAUCCUCGGGUGCCUCUGCUUCUGCAGUUCGGUCCUAGCAGCUCGGGAGCUCAACGAUGACUUGUCAAUGGUGGCAAGGCAUGAGAGUUGGAUGGUGCAGUACAACCGUGUGUACAAGGACACUACUGAGAAGACACAUCGAUUUGAGGUGUUCAGGGCCAAUGUCGGGUUCAUCGAGUCGUUUAACGCCGAGAACCACAAGUUCUAUUUGGGCAUCAAUCAGUUCACUGACCUGACCAACGAGGAGUUCAAGGCGACAAAGGCUAACAAGGGGUACAAACCAAGCUUGGAGAGGGUGCCUACCGGAUUCAGGUACGAGAAUGUAAGUCUCGAUGCACUUCCGGAAACCAUAGACUGGAGGACCAAAGGUGCAGUUACUCCUAUCAAGGAUCAGGGCCAAUGUGGUUGUUGUUGGGCGUUUUCUGCUGUCGCUGCUACGGAGGGCAUCGUUAAGCUCAAAACUGGCAAGCUAAUAUCAUUGUCGGAGCAAGAGUUGGUGGAUUGUGAUGUCCAUGGUGAAGACCAAGGUUGUGAAGGAGGACUCAUGGACGAUGCCUUUAAGUUCAUUAUCAAAAAUGAUGGUCUCACCACCGAGUCCAACUACCCAUAUACCGCGACAGAUGACAAGUGCAAGAGUGGAACCAAUGGUGCCGCAACCAUCAAAAGCUAUGAGGAUGUUCCAACCAACAACGAGGGAGCCCUCAUGCAAGCCGUCGCAAGUCAACCUGUCUCGGUAGCUGUAGAUGGAGGAGAUAUGACGUUCCAGUUUUACAAAGGUGGAGUAAUGACGGGCUCAUGUGGCACUGAUCUAGACCAUGGAAUUGCAGCUAUUGGUUAUGGCAAGACCAGCGAUGGCACAAAGUAUUGGUUGUUGAAGAACUCAUGGGGAACAACAUGGGGCGAGAACGGAUAUUUAAGAAUGGAGAAGGACAUUACCGACAAGAGAGGCAUGUGUGGCCUUGCAAUGGAGCCUUCUUACCCCACUGCAUAGAAAGAGUGUCUGAUGCUACAUAUCCUCAUAUGCACACAAAUAUCAAAUAAUUGCCCACAUCGACUUUAAUUAAGUAUAGUUUGUAUGUGUAUCUAAAUUAUGUACAAAUUUAUGUCUUGUAUAGUAUUUAAUUUUCCAUGAAUACAAUGUAAAUUAUGUCACAUAUAUAAGGGUUGAUGAAGAAUUUGUGUUAGCUAUAUGUUUCA